Messenger RNA from Urocitellus parryii (Arctic ground squirrel), 2742 nucleotides. It is a transcript of the gene Rmdn2, whose product is annotated as regulator of microtubule dynamics 2. The record is from RefSeq and is a predicted model, not a curated record. NCBI's taxonomy places the organism in Eukaryota, Metazoa, Chordata, Mammalia, Rodentia, Sciuridae. Gene Ontology annotation, molecular function: microtubule binding. Gene Ontology annotation, cellular component: cytoplasm; mitochondrion; mitotic spindle pole.
AUGGGGAAAUGCUUAAGCUGCUGCAAAGAGGACCAGAACUUCCAACCAAAUUGUACUGAAGAUCAAGUUACUUCACACCCCCAGCAUCAUGAAGCCUCUUCUAUUUUACGACAACAUAAAUUUCUUAAUCUUAAAACAUAUCGUCCUUCUGCAACAUAUGAAGUCAGUUCAGCCACAGGAAGUAGAAAAUUAUCUCAUCCAUCAGAUACAUCUACUCAUUCAAUUAUCUAUGCAAGAAGACAAUCUUUAUCUGAUAGACUUAGAAAAAGCAAUCUUUCCCUUUAUCAGAGACAAAGUAGAGCUAAUUUUGAUUCUCAAGAAGAUGAAGAUGAUUCAAAAUCUUCAGGCCAUUUUGGUGCCUUUAGAUACCGAAGACGUCUUUCUUCCCCUAAACUCAGUAUAGUUUCCUAUUAUAAUUCUAACAUGUUUUUUGAUUCUCAACCAAGAAGUCGGGAGAAGUUUAACUCAAAUGAAAUUAAAAUAUUUUCUAGAAGACAAAGUCAUCCUGGUACAGAAAAACGUAUAAGCUUCUCUAAGCCUGAAUAUAGCUUUUUCAAUUUAGAAGCAAAAACUAUUUCUUCACCCCAUGGUAACACUGCUGACAGAGCCUCCCUUCAACAAGACAUGGCAUCUUUCUUUUCUCUUCCAACUAUUAAUUCCUCUGCCUCUAUAGCAAAUAAAUUUGCCAUUGCUAUUGAAGAAAGUGACCAUUUAARUAAAGAGUCAAAAGACUCCCCUCAUUUCAAGUCUCAUAGUCACAGCACCAGUCAUUCUCCAAGUAUGACUCAACAGCGUCUUUCUCAAACUUCCCCUAUCUUCCAUAAAGUUGGAUAUUCUUCAUCUUAUAAAAAUUCCAAUAGCUUUGCCCUAUCUCAAAGUGAAGUUACUUCAGGCCCCUUUGAAGAGGAAAACAUUUCUGUCUCCUCCCAAGAUGAAGACAAACCUUCGCCUAUUGAAAUUCCUAAGAUAAGGUAUAUUACAGCUAAUACUGACACAGAAGAACCAAGUUUUCCAGGCACUAAGGCAUUUAACACACAUGUAGAAGAAUUAAAGUUAGAUGCCCUUCUUCAGAAGGCAGAUCAUUUACGUAUGAAUGAGUCUGGCAGGACGGAGGGUUUUGAACUACUUUGUGACUACAAAGAAAAGUUUAAAGAUGAAGCAGAGUAUAUGUGGCGACUUGUUCGUGCUUAUGGAGACAUGAGUGAGUUGUCUACAAACACACAAGAAAAGAAACAUUAUGCUAAUAUUGGAAAAACUUUAGGUGAACGAGCUGUUGCUAGAGCGCCCAUGAAUGGAUACUGUCACCUGUGGUAUGCAGUUUUGUGUGGCCAGGUGUCUGAGUUUGAGGGCUUACAAAACAAAGUCAACUAUGGAUAUUGCUUCAAGGAACAUCUAGAUAUAGCAAUCACACUUUUACCUGAAGAACCCUUUGUGUAUUACCUCAAGGGAAGAUACUGUUACACUAUAUCAAAACUCAGCUGGAUUGAGAAAAAGAUGGCUGCUACUCUUUUUGGAAAAAUACCAUCUUCAAAUGUACAAGAAGCUUUGCACAACUUCCUUAAGGCUGAAGAYCUACACCCUGGUUACUCUGUGCCCAAUUAUAUGUAUUUGGCUAAGUGUUAUAUAGAUCUUCAUGAAAAUCAGAAUGCUUGGAAGGUCUGUCAUUUGGCAUUAUUACUUCCUGUUGUUACCAAAGAGGACAGAGAGGCAAACAAAGAGGUGAAAAAAGUAAUGACUUCUUUGAAGAGGUUGCUUGACUUUGAAGAAGCCAGAAAAACUACUGAGUGUCCUGAUUGAGGAUUUCUGCUACUGGGUCACUAAGGCCAAGCUAUAAUGAUAUUCACCCUUCACUCACAGAGAAAGUACACAAACUGCUAACCUCUCAAGCGACUCCAUGGACAACUUGGGAAAGGGGGGUUCGGAUCCAAAACUUUAAACAUGUUCAGCUUCAGGAGAUAGGAAUCAACCUGUAUGCUACAAUUCCUCAUGAAACAUUUAAAGAGUAACUUAGUGUUCCACAAAAAUUUUAACGAUUGUAACGUCCAUAUAACUGCAUUGAUAGCUCUUACUUAACAAAUAGCUUUCAUUAUAACAUAAAAAUCCCAUCUGUUGCCCCUAAAAAGUUGUCAAAAGGCUUUUCAUGUGAUACUAUUUUUAUACUCUUGAAUUACAUAGAACAGUGGUGAAAACUGGAAGAGACCUUAAAUAUAAGCUCUUAUACCAAACUUCUUAUUUGCAUUGAUGCAUAAGUAGCACAGUGAGGGUCAGAGAAUUGUACUGGCCGAGCCAGGGCUGUGUCCAGGCCUUGCACUCUUACAUCUUCUGCAUCCCUYUUUGAGCCAAGGACUCUUUACAUGCAACUGAUUGGAAUCCAAUGUGCCUGGCACGGAGCCGGGGCUCUCAGAAUGGUAACUUACAUGGUGACUACCUAUUCUAAAUGCUUUUUCUAUCUCAGCCCAUUUCAUCCUCAUAACAGUCCUAUGAGGAAAGAACAUUCAGUUUUACUCCAUUACUCCCCUAUGCAGGGGAGCUAAAGUGAGCUUUUAGAUAACAUGCCUAAAACAGUGAGCAAAGGGUUUGAAAUUGAGCAGACAGCUCCAGAGUGCAUGUUGUAAUCUGGGCCACAGUGCAAUUCUGCCAGCCAGUGGGGGAAACUAUGGAUAGGGGAGGAAAUGAUAGAAAGUGGAAGGAGAGCAUAAGAAGAGGAAGGAAGAGAAAGGUAGGAAAGAGGAUUUUUUUAAG